AUGCCUUCCGCUGUCACCAAGCCAGUCCUCCCUCCUCUUCAGACUACAAAGAGUGCCUCCCUUCCCUCCGAGAUAGUUGAGACACCCCUCUCUGCGCGCAUCUCUGCGGUCAUCAAGCAGGAGCAAUGUCUCAAGACUCCGAUUACCCCGCCCGCAGCUUAUACGGACUAUCUGAAGGCACUCACUCCGGUGCUUGCUAGUCCUCCCACCAGCGCCCUCGCUCGAUCCAUGUCUGAUGAGUCUACUGCCACGAGAGACAGUGUCACUUCAAACCCAGCAUCGGCGAAGAGCGAAGAGCAGAAGUCUCCACAAAGCAACGGCUCUCAGCCGCCAACUCCCUAUCGCCGUACCUCCUCGGGAUUGCGACGACUACGUAUCCCUCACUCGCCAGCGUACUCUCCCAGCACCUGUGGGCCGUCUCCGCGGACAACCAUGAGCAGUCUACCUUCAGGCAGCGCUAUAUACUCCCCUUUCUCCCCCGCUGACUGGAGCCUUGACUCUGCAUCGCGCAAGUACUUUGAUGCUCCGCGAAGCGCAUGCAGCAAGCCGGUCACUGUCAGAUCGACUGUCACGAGAACUGUCACAUACAAAAGAUCACCACCCCUGGAUCCUGCUCCCAAGGGCAAGAGACGAAAGCUCGAAGAAGCAUCAGAAAUGCCCCCACCAUCAGCAACGAGCCCUGCACCACCUACUGCUGUUGCGUGA
Cyphellophora europaea CBS 101466 is the source of this 705-nucleotide messenger RNA. RefSeq lists its product as uncharacterized. The transcript has a single exon. The record is from RefSeq and is a predicted model, not a curated record. NCBI's taxonomy places the organism in Eukaryota, Fungi, Ascomycota, Eurotiomycetes, Chaetothyriales, Cyphellophoraceae. Bases 1 to 705 code for a protein of 234 amino acids.